Molecule: messenger RNA, 1125 nt
Organism: Folsomia candida
Lineage: Eukaryota; Metazoa; Arthropoda; Collembola; Entomobryomorpha; Isotomidae
Product: platelet-activating factor acetylhydrolase IB subunit gamma
Exons: 5
Coding region: 209-853 (214 amino acids)
Molecular function (GO): phosphatidylcholine lysophospholipase A1 activity
Source: RefSeq, a predicted model, not a curated record
UAAGCUUUGCAUCCUUCCCCUUCCUUCGACCAGUUCAUUUGACACUGUCACUCCGACAACGUUACUCGUGGCGUGGCGUGGCUUGGAAGUUGAAUACAUCGUCAAUAUCUUUGACGCCUCAACUUUCCGUGAAUUUGUCUUUGUGGGAAUAAGUGGAGAAUAAUUGACGUCAAUUAAACAAUUCUCAAGUCAUUAAGGACUUUGUGAUAUGCAUAAAUCAAUUCCAGUCCCGACUCAGGCUCGAGGAAGGAGGGGUUCCCUCUUUAAAGAACGAUUGCUACUUGUUUCACCAGAAAUUGCAUUUAUCGGGGAUUCAAUCCUGGCCAAGUUUGCUGAAGACGGUCAAGCAGUAUGGGAAAAGAAUUAUAGUCAUUUGAAUUCUGGAAAUAUGGGGACGGUUGGGGACUCGACGCAGAUGUUGAUUGAAAAGUUAGAACGGGACAUGCUACCUUUGGAAGAUACGCAAAUCGUAGUUCUCAUGAUUGGAGCUACAGAUUUGCGACAUAAACUCAAAGUUUCCGUCGUUUUUGACCAAAUCAGGAAAAUUAUUCAGAUGUUGCAGGCUGGAUGUCGCUCCGGAGUCAAAAUCAUGAUUCUUGGAGUUUUGCCGAGAGGAGAUUCGAACGUGGAUUGUAACGAUGCCAUUGCUGAAACUAAUGAAAUGCUGACCAAUUUGGAGAAUGGUUUCACGAUGCGAUUUGUCACUCUGCAAUCUCAGUUUUACGAUAAGGAGAAAAAUAAAAUUAGGGAAGAACUUUUUCAUACGGAUCGUAUAAAUUUGAAUGAAAAAGGGUAUGAAGUCCUGGCAAAUGCAAUUCAUCCAGUUUUGCAGGAAUUUUUGCAAUCCAAGUAGGAAUUAUGACAAAUAUAAGAGUUUUUGUAACUUUUUGCCAAAACAUAUCCCCGUAAACGCAAUCCGUUAUCUUAUAGAUUUUAGAUUUUUUUAUGCCGAUAGUUCAUUUAAACAAAGGCAUAUUUAGAUGUAUAGAUAAUUAUCCAUAUUUUUGAGACUUUUCUUGAGAAAUUAGUACUAGAUUUUGAAAACCAUAAACAUUUUUUUCGUUUACUUGUAUCAUUGACGAUUGAAUAUUUUGAGAAAAAAUAAAACAAUUGAUACACCCGAUG